GUAACGCACAAGUUACAGCAAAAGCAGAAAUUAUUUAUUUUUAUUUAUUUUAUUUUAUUUACACAUGGAAGCUCUUUUAUUUUUAUGUGAUCCGAUGUUUGCCUAGCACUUCUUUGUAAUAUUGUCAUUUAUAUUGACUUUCUUAAUUUGAUUUAUGUUGGUGGCUGCUACUGUUAAUGAUCGGGGCUACUUUUGGAAAUGCUUGUGUAAAUGGAGGCAAAAACUGACAUACAGUAGAAAUAAGGCAAAGACUUAUCUCAGUUCAGCUGAGCUUCUGGAGAUGGUUUCGACACAAUCAAUGGCUUUUCUUGAAAGUCCACCCCCCCCCCCAAAUUCCUAGUCUAUCUUAUGGCUCCUUCCGUUGAGAAACGUUACUCAUUUUCCGAGUCUAAGAGAGAUCCAUCCUUCAACUCAUUUACACCAAAGAAAUGCCACGCAUGCUCACUCGCGCCUCCAGACCAGAGCCUUAGAAGAGUAACCCACCUAGUCCCUCCACUCUUGGGGACAGGAGGCGGGGCGUCGACGGCGGGGAGGAACACGAGAAGGGGGCGUGGCUGGCUCAGCGAGCCCCGCCCACCCAGACCCGGGGAAACUCGAUUCAAGCGGGGAAGAAUGGUUGAAGAGAAGCGCGAGCUGAGUGGCGAGGGGGCGGCGGCGGGAGCGCCCGAGGAUGGAUCCGCCUGAGGUGUGGGACCCUUAUAGCCGGCCGGCCCGCCGAACCCAGUGGCUGGUGAGCGCCUUGGCUUACCACUACGGUCUGGAUCGCGGGGUAGAGAACGAGAUCAUCGUGCUGGCCACGGGCUUGGAUCAGUACCUGCAGGAGAUCUUCCACCACUUGGACUGCGAAGGCGAAGGCAAGAUCCCCGGCGAGGAUUUCCAGACCCUCUGCCUGGUGCUGGGGCUGCAAGACGGCGACGAAGCGGCCGCCGACCCGGAGGAAUGCGCUGGCCUCUGCGAGAACCUCUCGCCCGAGCUGACUUUCCGACAGUUCCAUGCCAAGCUGUGCGGCUAUUUCAGCACUAAGGCCGGCUGCAAGCUGCCGGACCAGGGCGUCCCGGGGGUGAACAGGCUACCUCUGGGCAAGGAGAGCGAGCACAUCGAGACCCAGAUUCGCCUCCGCAGCCCGCUCCGCCGGCGACGGGAGCAAGCUGUGGCGGGACGCAGGGCGGCGGGCAGCGGCUGCCCGCGGAGCGGCGGCGUUCGGUCGUGUUCUUCCUCGCCGCCCGGCUCGUGCUCCCGGGAAUGCUACGAAGAGAUCGUGGCGCUGGAGCAAGCGGAAGAUCGCAUCGUCAAGCUGGAAGACGAAAACGCCAGCCUGCGCGAAUUGGUGGAGGACAUGAGGGCGGCUUUGCAGAGCAGCGAUGCCCGGGGCUUGGCGCUCCAGGUGGGAUUGUGGAAGAGCCACGCACAGCAUAAGAAAAAUGGGACUUGCUUUAUUGGUAGCCGGAGACAACAGGCUAACAAUAGAUUUCAGACUUCCAAGUGCCUUCAGAGCGUUCUAAAAGAAGUUGAAUUAAUUCGAACUUCUAGAGAUGGACAAAUUGAAGAAGCGAUUAAGUUUAACCAAGAACUGGAAAAAGAACUAAGGAAUUCUCAUGAAGCCCUAAUAGCCCUGGAAGACUGCAACCACAGCUUAAAAAGAGAGCAGGCAGAAAUGAGGAAGAAAGUUGAAGAAGCAAGAUGUGUUAUCAUUAACAGCCUUGGAAAAGUAAAGGAACUAGAAACUAAAGCCCAUAAAGUGUCCCAACUGCAGCUAUAUAUCCAGCAUCUAGAAUCUCAGCUACAGUAUUAUAGAUCAGAGGUCUUAAAGUGCCCAGUUCCUUCACAAAGCAACUCAGAACAGAAGACAAAUAUACCGCUGGAAGGACAAGAUAGCUUAUUAUUUACAAAGCAAGAUAGACGGUCACCAACUGGUGGUGCAGGAGUAUUGGAAAAUGUGGAAGAUCAGAUGUUUCGUUCUGUGGAAGGCCAGGCUGCAUCUGAUGAAGAGGAAGAGAAAUGGAUAGGCGAUCAGCAAUCCCAAAUGGCUGAAGUAAAGAAACUCUUAGCUAGAUUUCCUUGUUGCAAUAGCGGAUGUGAUAACACAACACUGAAGCAGCUGCAGUCAUCCUUUGAAAAUCCCAGUAACUGUGGCCAUGAAAACUCCCUUGUGGAAUUAGUCCAACAACUCUCAAAAUUAAAAGAAGACUUUCAAAUGAAAGGGCAGGAAGAGAAAUCUCUGGAAACAAAUAUGGAAGAGGUAAAUUCAUUUUAUAGACUGUCCUUUCAGGAGGUAGAUUAUUUCCAAUUUGUGGGCUACUUAUCACAAGGGAUGCAUAUUUCAGAUUUUUUUUUUCUUAUCAGACCUCCUCCUAAAUUUCUCCAUCACCUCUUCUCUCCAGAGCUCCACAAAACCGUGGAAGAUCAGAUGUUUCGUUCUGUGGAAGGCCAGGCUGCAUCUGAUGAAGAGGAAGAGAAAUGGAUAGGCGAUCAGCAAUCCCAAAUGGCUGAAGUAAAGAAACUCUUAGCUAGAUUUCCUUGUUGCAAUAGCGGAUGUGAUAACACAACACUGAAGCAGCUGCAGUCAUCCUUUGAAAAUCCCAGUAACUGUGGCCAUGAAAACUCCCUUGUGGAAUUAGUCCAACAACUCUCAAAAUUAAAAGAAGACUUUCAAAUGAAAGGGCAGGAAGAGAAAUCUCUGGAAACAAAUAUGGAAGAGACAAAAAGUCCAUUGCUAGGGGAAAUACAACAGAAGGCGGAGGAAUCUGAGCUGAUGAAGAUGGAAUUCCAGAUGUUGGAGACAGAGAGAGUAAGGCUGUCACUGGUGGAAGAAAAGCUCUUGGAUGUUUUACAGCUGCUUCAGCAACUCCGGGAUCUGAACAUUUCUAAGCGCACCUUGGGGAAAAUCUUACUGAACACUUUGGAAUCAUGCUGUGACUCCCAACAUGGAAAACCACCUAUUGGUGAAGUCUUAGAUGCUCUCUACCAUGAACUGGCUGCCUGCAAAGUCACCGGAAGCAAGUCUCUUGAGAAAACACCAGGACACCAGUCUUUGUCCAGCUCUUUGGUUAUCUCCUGUUGAGCAAUAAUGCCUCUAUUGUUGUUGCUGUUGCUGUUUUUCCGAUUAUCACCAUGGGUUAAAAGUUGCAAUGAAAAAACAUGGAGGGUUCUGCCAUCUAUGUAAUGGUCCAAUGCAAGAGAUGGAAUGAUAAAAUAAAUGGCAUAAAGAGAUAGGCAAAUGGAACAGAAAGUCCAGAAUUAUUUAUAAGGACUGGCAACAGGUCUUGAAUAGAUUUUGAAGGAUGGAUCUCUCAUCCUUUCUUAUGGGUCUUAAUACAAUUAGAUAUAUGAUUUGAGAUUUGAGAACUAUGCAAGUACAACAUACAUCUGAAACCUGAAAUUAUGUUCAAUAUUUCCAAAGUCCCCAAAACUGUCAUUUAAUGUACAAAUAAAUUUUAUCCAAUAUUUACUUCACAUGGCAUUAAAUGGCAUCUAAAAUCUCUAUUUUACCAGUAUCAUUCAUACACUACAAGUUAGUCCAUACUUUAAUGACCUUAAUUCAGACCUAUCAUUUCUAUCACUGAGCAAAAAUUCACAUAAACAAUCUGCUUAUGGUUAUUAAGCAAAUGGUUAUUGAGUGAGAUAUUAUCUGAAUGUGACUUUUGACUUCCUGCCGGCUUCCCCGUUGGCUUUGUUUGUUAAAGCCAGCUGGAAGGUAGCAAAUGGCAAUCACAUGACUUUAUGUAUGCUGAAAUAGUUACACGUUCAAGAACCAGUCAUAAGUCAAUUUUUCAGCACUGUCAUAAGUGCCAACAGUUGCUAAACAAAAUAGUUGUUAAGCAAGGACUAGCUAUAAUUUAUCACGCGCAAAAUAAUGCAGUACUCUUAUUACCCUGUAAAACUUUACUUUUCUGAAUAUAGCAGAGAAGAUUAAUUUGCAUUUUAGAUAGUCCAAUACAUUUCUUUGCCUUUUCUUGAGCAUUUCCUUGGUAACUCAAUACUAGGCAUGAAGAAAAUAAAAUUAAAAAGUACCUAGAAGGAUUAUAUAUUAAAGGAGGAAUAAAGCUGACCUGAAGUCUACAAGAAUUAUUGUAGGCUAUCAGAUCUGAACUGCAACUGUCAUCAUUUCAAGUAAUGCAUCCAUCGAAAGUAGGACUCUGAGGCAAGUAGAUUCCCCAAAGAACAAUUUAUUGGAUACAUCAUAUUGGCACCAAUACGGUGAAAACCAACUCCAAAAGUUCCCAUGGUUUUCACCUAAUUAAAAAGUGAAAGAUCCCCCUUUCCCCUCAAGCAUCAGUCACAUUGUCCAAUAAAGGUGCUGGCCGACUGCUUGGUUACUCCACUCCUCCUCUCCCCAGCCACCUGUUUAAAUCUCCUUGGUUCCCACAGGAAUAUUUUUUUUUACUACAAAACCACAGCUAUCUAUUUUGCCCCCUCCCUGUCCCUUCUUCUGCCUCGUGGCAACGCUGAAGCUGUAAAGAUGGCCUCAGCCAGGUUCGCUUUAGGGUUGACAGCAACAUUUAGACAAUGGCACCAAAAAGAUUACAUAUCUACAGUAAUUUUAGCACUUCGUUUUUUAAUGGAAUCCUAACAACUUUCCACUGGAGUUAGCUGCAAAAUGCGAUCAGGAAAACAAGGAACAGAUUACUUUGGGAGACGGUGUAAAAGAAGCAGAUUGUAAUUCUUUCACACACAAAAAUCUACUCUUUGUUUUGUUUUCCAUUUGGAUUGAGAGCUACCUUAGUUAUGAUAUGAAGAGAGAAAUGCUGUUUAUCUACCACAAACCAUUUGCCUCCAUCUCUACCAGUACCUCCUGAUCUUCCAUCUGUCCAUUCUUGCCUUUCAGCAAUCUGUAAAAUAGUUACAGGUUGUUACCACUGCAUGUACUUGGAGGAACUGUGUGUGUGUUAAAAAUAAUCUGGCUGAAUGUAUGGCUACUUGUAAACAUAGUUUGUUUGAUUCUAUCAUUAUAUCUGCAUUUUGUUUUACUGGAAAUUUACAAAUGUAGUAUAUUUUGUUACGACCUUUUAACUAUUAUCUUCAACCCUAGUAAAAUGUAAGUGGUUAUAUUAAAAGUCACCUUGAUUCUUUUAAAAUAGUGCCAGUACAGCAAAAAAAUCUGUACUGGGGUGGUGGGUAGAGAGAGAAGUAAUAGGAGCCAGAUAGAAUCACAGGAAGUCUCUGAUUAUAUAUUUGAGGGUAUAUAAAGUACUUGGAUUAUUUAAAUUGUAUUUCUUCCCAUUAUGAAUCUAAAGAGCUGCAGUGGCGCAGUGGUUAGAGUGCAGUACUGCAGGCUACUUCUGCUGACUGCUGGCUGCCUUCAAUUUGGCAGUUCAAAUCUACCUGGCUCCAGGUUGACUCAGCCUUCCAUCUUUCCGAGGUGGGUAAAAUGAGGACCCAGAUUAUUGGGGGCAAUAUGCUGACUCUGUAAACUGCUUAGAGAGGUGUUGUGCCUUGCCCGCCCUCCUCUCCUCAGCCGGGCCCCUCCCAUCUCCUGCUAUCUGAGUCAGAGUCUGAUAAUGAAGAGAAACGGCCUGGCAUACCUCCAGCCCCCAGCCCUGGCACCAUGCCCGGACAGAAUGUCAGGAAUGAGCAAACAAACCUCCCUCCUACAGCGUGUGAGCACAAAGCCAGCCACGUGCUAGAAUUGCCGGCAGCAGAUUAGGAGGACGGAAAGUCACAGUGGACGGAUCCCCGCUUCCGGAGAAUGGAGAGGCGACGUCAGCAAAAGGAAGGGAGGGGCAGGCCUGGAUAAGUGCUGAGUCAUGGAGCCACACCCCAUGGCCUAUAUAAAGGAUCUGCUUUUUGGCAUUCCUUGAGUCAAGCAAAGUCUCAUCUGGUUUGCUGAAGUCACAUCUUGGAUUCCUGCCUGCCCUGAGAACUCUGACAGAAAUUUGGCAAAGCUGCAGAGGCUUCGUGGCCACGCUUGAUACAGACUUCCCAGACCCGGCCAUCGGAGGGGGAGCGGGACAUGACGAGGGCUGUGAAGCAGUAUAUAAGUCUAUGCUUUUGCUAUUAUCUACUUUUAUAAAGUAGCCUGGGCUAUGUCCUGCCCUAACUUUUCAGUCAGCUCAGAGCAGACACUAGCUCUAAGUCAAGUCAUUCUUCCCUGUGCAGUUUCAUUGAUUUUUCAAGGAUUCUAGAUAUUAAUCAAGAUGCCAUCAGCUGCCUCCUGAUUUUUUUAGUUCAUAAGAAAUCUACUUUAAAGAAUUUCUGCUGCAGAGGUUCAGAUGAUUGGUGGCAAUAAGAUGUAGGAGAGAGGCCAGUGAACCUGGUGCAUGCUUCCCUUGGCCUGUUAAAUAGUCAGAAUUUAUGAAACUGGCUUAUCUCCAAAACAUAUGACAGAUGACUCAAUUCACCAUUCAUAACUGAAUGUUUAGAGUAUCUCAGUAUGAAACUAUUGAUUUGAUUGGAAGAUCAUGUUGCCCCAUAUCUGAACCAUGAUACUAACUUGGCUGAGUUUGGUCGGGUAUACUGUGCUUAGUACAGUUCAGUACUAAGUAUAGUACUUAGUACAGUAAUGAGCCACGGUGGCACAGUGGUUAGAGUGCAGUACUGCAGGCUACUUCUGCUGAUCACCGGCUGCCAGCAGUUUGGCAAAUCGAAUCUCACCAGGCUCAAAGUUGACUCAGCCUUCCAUCCUUCCGAGGUGGGUAAAAUAAGGACCAAGAUUGUUAGGGGCAAUAUGCUGACUCUGUAAACUACUUAGAGAGGACUGUAAAGCACUAUGAAGCGGUAUAUAAGUAUAAGUGCUAUUGCUAUUAGACAACUUUCUGUGGCUGAGUCACACAAUCGCACAAUUCAACCCAACCUUACGGUUUAGCACUCCUUGACUUUUUUCCCCCUCUUCCAGAUACCCCUGGCAAUCAUUGGAUAAUGAUGUGACCUAUAAGACAUGUUCCAGAUAUAUAUUUUCCAUCUCCCUUCUCUUCUUUAUUUUUAUUCUGUAUAUUUUAACCAUCUUCCUUCAUGACUUGUUUCUGGAAAUUCCAUUGUGUGCCACAAUUUAUAAGCUUUCAGAUAGACUAAUAAAGAUGUUCUCUCAGUAUGGGUUUUGAUGUUUUUCUCAUGGCCAACAUAACUA
Ahaetulla prasina is the source of this 7063-nucleotide messenger RNA. It is a transcript of the gene EFCC1, whose product is annotated as EF-hand and coiled-coil domain containing 1. Bases 671 to 3061 code for a protein of 796 amino acids. Lineage: Eukaryota; Metazoa; Chordata; Lepidosauria; Squamata; Colubridae. The record is from RefSeq and is a predicted model, not a curated record. Gene Ontology annotation, molecular function: calcium ion binding. The transcript has 11 exons.